Molecule: messenger RNA, 501 nt
Organism: Prunus armeniaca (apricot)
Lineage: Eukaryota; Viridiplantae; Streptophyta; Magnoliopsida; Rosales; Rosaceae
Source: the annotation of a GenBank genome assembly
AUGUUGAAGAAGAACAAGCUUUGUAGGUCAUUUAGGGAGGCCAAUCUGGAGGAAGGGGUCAAGGUCUUGGCAGCUUUAGAGGAAGAGGACGAGGCAAACAAACUAAAGAAGAAGGCUAACUAUGUGGAAGCUGAUGAGGAGAUGUUGCUGAUGGCCUAUGGAAUCUGUGAAGCUAGGAAACAAUUCGAGUAUGACAGUGAUGGGAAAAGGCAACAUAAGGCUUAUUGUAAAUGGGAUUGUUCAAAUUAUCACUCGGCCACAAGAGUCUACUUGCUUCAACACAAUCACAGAAGAUUCAACACAACUUUGGCACUGUUGAAAUGGACAUUUGGGGUUCACAGGCUUAAAAACUCUCCAACACAGGAAGAUGGUACAUGGUUUGCCAUAACUGAAGACUUCUACAAAGGUGUGCAACGAUUGUUUAGCGGUCGCAAGGCUUGGGUCUACUUCUUGUUUGAAAAGUCAGAAGCUUUUGUUACUUUCAAAAUGUUAAGAGUUUAG